This is a messenger RNA of Saccostrea cuccullata (small rock oyster), 1160 nucleotides long. RefSeq lists its product as uncharacterized. The record is from RefSeq and is a predicted model, not a curated record. Bases 108 to 857 code for a protein of 249 amino acids. The transcript has 6 exons. Lineage: Eukaryota; Metazoa; Mollusca; Bivalvia; Ostreida; Ostreidae.
GCAUUCUUUCACCAUGUCGAGAUGAAUCUUUUGCGGUGAUUGACUUUGCCAUUCCUUGUUACGGAGAAUUCUUCAGAAUUACAACAGAUAGACCAUCACUAUGCCGAAUGAACCAGCGUAUUGGACAUUGUGUUUUAUCAAAGUUAGAAGACAGUGACAAAACGAACUCCACUUGUCUCGUCAGAGAUAAGUUAAUUAGGGCCAAAAGAUUCAUACCACUUCUCCCUGUACAGCUCCAAGAAAAUGCAAGUUUUUGUCUCAAAUAUUUUUAUUCUGAAUUUCCUGCACCUCUGGAAAAUGUAACAGAUAUUACAAUGCCUUCAGGGAAUAAAGAAACAAACACAGACUUUUCCCAAACAGCAACUUUUCUUGCGGUGGGAUUUGCGGUUGCACUAAUAUUUGCUAUCAGUUUUGCAAUCAGCAUAUACAAAAUAAGAACAAUAACACUGAGAAAAAGACGAAAAGAAUUGAUGCGCCUCCCAAGUAUUCCAAAAUCGAAAGACUCUCCAUACGAAAUGGAUUUAACCAAUCCAGAAAAUCCGUAUUCCGAUCCCAACUAUGAAAUCGUAGAGGAACAAGAUGAGGGUUACGAACAUUUGCCCGAACCAGGAGAAACUACUUUAACAGACGAAGAUGGGCCAUAUAUAGAUCCUAACAAUGCAGAUGGAACAUAUUUAGAUGUAGUUCAUAGCGAAAAAGAACCCAAUGAUUACAUUAACGUUCCUCCUUACAUUGAUUUAGUUGAUGAUGCAAUAGAAGAUUCUUUGAAAUCAGAGGCUCUGGGCAUUUUACAAUCAGAGAAUGCUGGUACAAUAAACUUAACUGAGAAAAUAGAUGUGGACGAAAUAAAGACAUAAAAGAGGACAUUACCCCAUGAAUGUGCUACCAAACCAAAAGAUAAUUUCGGAAAACUUAUCAAUACAUUUAAGCAUUCGUUUGUCAGUUUUAUUUGUUCAUUUACGAGGGCUAUUCAAUAAAUAAUGUCCUGAACUGUAUGCCAUACAAUACAUAUAUUGUAACGCUUUAGACUUUGUGUAUUCCACUAUGCAAGUCGGUAUUUGAGGAUCUGUGAUUGGCUGAGGCUGAUCAUGUGACCUUAAACAACACUAUAAAAGCAAGUGCAACUAAGCUGCAGGGUUCUUUAAGUCCAAGCAGCAGAG